Molecule: messenger RNA, 2228 nt
Organism: Ornithorhynchus anatinus (platypus)
Lineage: Eukaryota; Metazoa; Chordata; Mammalia; Monotremata; Ornithorhynchidae
Gene: BBS10
Product: Bardet-Biedl syndrome 10
Exons: 2
Coding region: 3-2096 (697 amino acids)
Biological process (GO): chaperone-mediated protein complex assembly
Molecular function (GO): ATP binding
Source: RefSeq, a predicted model, not a curated record
CCAUGGCGGCGGCGGCCGGGGUCCCGGAGGCGGGGCUGGAGGUGGCCCUGCAGGUGGCCGAGGCCCUGGAGAGCAUCGUGAGCUGCUGCCUGGGGCCCGAGGGGCGGCCGGUGCUGUGUGUGAAGGCGGCCGGACAGGCGCUCUGCAGCCGCGACGGGGCCUACAUCCUCCAGGCGCUGCGUCUGGACCAUCCCGUAGCCAGGCUGAUCGUGUCGUGCGUGUCCGACCAUCGGAGAGCGACCGGCGACGGGGCCAAAAGCUUCAUCCUCCUCCUGUGCGGGUUGCUCCGAGGCCUGCGGGCGAUCCCGGCCCGCCGCCGGGGGAAGCGACUGGCCCGAGCCCUGCGGGCGUUCGAGGCGCGCGUCCUGGACGGCCUCGUGGCCCGACACCUGCCCCGACACACCCUGUCCCUCUUUGCCUCCGACCGGGCGGAGGCGGGGUGUCGCGGGGCCGCCGCGGAGUCCCUCCUGCGAGCCUACUUCCGCGGCCGGCUGGGGUCGGACAGCCGGGACUUGGUCUCCCGGCUGAGCUGGGACUUCGUGUCCCGCUGCGCGCCCCGCCGGGGCCCGGAGGCCGAAACGCUCGGCCUGCUCGAAGAGCAUUUCGAGGAACUGCAGAGUAGCGCCGUGGGGCUUCCCCUGUCGAGCUCCAGGGUGGUGGAGGGGCUGGUCCUCCGCCGGGACUUCUCGGUGUACUGCCCGGGGGCGGCCGGGAUGCGGAUGGCCGUGGUGACGGGCCCCGUCCGGCCCCCUCUCGCCGUCCGCGGGUCGGAGCUGGCCGUUGAUUCGGAAGCCCGGUGGACGGCUUCCCGGCUCCGGGCCGCGGAGAGGGUCGGGGUGGCGAUGGGACGCCUGAGGAGCCGGGACGUGAGAUUGCUCCUGUCCGGCGUCGAGCAGCGGGAUCCGGUCCUUCAUUUCGCGCGGCUGAACGGGAUAUCGGUGGUGGACUCUCUGUCCCCCGAAGAGAUUUCCCUUCUCCUUAGGGUGACGGGCAUCUCCCCCCUCGCCCCGUCCCACACCGACGGGUGGGACGACGCGCCUCGCGGCAGCACCGCCGUCAUGAAGUUCUGUCAGCCCCUGCUCCUCGGCUCCCGGAGGUACGUUCACCUCGGGUUGCCCGGCCUGCGGGCCUUCGCCCCGCAUCACGCCAUCCUCUGCGGGCCGGUCCAGGGUCUCACGGAGCAGCUCGUCUCUGCCCUCCACGGAGCUUUUAAAAUGCUCCGACACUCCCUGACGCCCCUCGGCCUGAGUUUUAAAUGGGACGGUUCGGACGAAGACCCGACUGAGACCCCGGAGACCCCGCGGCCUCCUCGGCGCCCGGGAGGACGGUCUGACGUAGAGCCAGAGGCCUGCGAAAGGGAACGGGAAGGCGGCCCCGAACCCGAGCGGGACCCGGAAUCCCCGGUCGAGGCCGGCGAGGUAGAAGGCCGGGUUUCGAAUCCGGGCCUAACAGGUGAACGCAGAGGUCGGUGUGACCCCGAGUCCCAGGGGUUUAAGGAUCCCGCCGCGCUUUGGGAAAAUGACGAACCCCUUGUGAGGGUCCAGAGAAACGGCAGUAGUAAUUCCCCUUCAGGAAGUACCUGCGGAGGGGUCGCUUCCGACCGGCCAAGAGACGGUCGACAUUCUUGUAAAAUGAGCUGUCCGUCCACCGGACUUACCUCCAGAGAGAUGCGUAAUGACGCGGGGCAGGCUUAUUCUUCCUCAUUUAUACCGGCGGGCUCUGUUUUGCCCGUAGGCGGCGACUUUGAAAUUUUAUUGCAUCAUUAUUUACUUAACUAUUCCAGGCAGUAUCGACAGUCCGAGGUAACUAUGGUUUGUUCGUUAAUUGCCAACGCGCUCCUCACCAUUCCCCAAAAUCUCAAUAAGACCAAAAAGAGAAGGUUUCUCCAGAUCCAUCACAUCCGAGCUCAACAGGCCCUCCUUGCAGAGUCACGGAUGUUAGCACUUGAAACGGGCCUGGAAUCGGUGGCCUGCAAAUAUCAGUUACUCUCCUCAGUUCUUCACUGUUUUACAAAGCUGCUAUCCAUUGACUUAGUGAUCAGCAUUAAGAGGCAACCUCAGCCGAUUAAGGAUAAAGACUCAGAUGAUGAGCUCUAAAAGUUGGCAUUUUCCUUGUAACCGUCUCGCGAGAUGUGAUGCACCAAUGCUCUACAGAGUGUAACCCGUAAGUAGAUCCUAACAAAUUUGUAUUGUAAAGACUCCAAUAAAAGCAUCAAAUGUUGAACACUA